GCUGCGCGGCCAGAGAGCAGGCCCCGCCGCCGCCUGGGCUUGGAACGCAGCGCGCGCGGCCAUGGCCUCCGGCGCCGCAGCUAAGCGGGCGCAGGGCGAGCGGGCGGCGGGACGGCAGCCCCGGCCCCGGCCCCGGCCCCAGCGCGGGGCUGACCGUGUGCCCCCUCGUCUCGUCCCACAGAGGCGGACCCUCGACAGAGGCUGCUGCGCACCGUCAAGAAGGAGGAGGAGAUAAGAAUGCUGAGGAAGACUCUAUAACCAGGCUUUCUGACAAACCUGGUCCUGGAGAUUCAUGGCCUACAUCAGCUAGCCAAGACGUAGAUUUCGGUACCAAGGAAGGAACAGCAAAGUCAGCAAUGGAAGCAAAGGAAGAUGGUGUUGGUAUUAUUGAAAAUGUGCCACCAGAGCAAACAGUUAAUGACAGUGUGACUUCUGCUGGUGGAGUGCAUAAAAAUUGCAGAAGUGAUAUGAUGUCAGCAUUAGAAUUAGGAGAAGAGGAAGAUGUAGAAUCACCUUCUCUUCCUGAGUUGCAAGAAGCAAAGGAUCGACAUGCAGAGGCCAUAAGACAUGCUGAGGAGAUGAAAGAUCAUAUGCAAAAGCUAAAAGUUCAACAUGCCAGAUGGGAAGAAACCAUUAAACAGCAAGUGGCCCAAAUUCAAGAUCUUCAGAGCAACUUGUUAAGGAUAAGUUUGAGGAACUUCAGCGGGGGGCUGGAUUGCAGGCACUGUCGCUGAAGGGGAAAAGGGUUCUUGGAGCCAUUUUUCAAGACCAGGUGGUGAAUACCCGACAGUACUUGGAACAUGUGAAAGACUCCACAACAGGAAUGCAAGGUAGAGUGGUGAAGCUAUUCACCAACCAUUUCCGAGUGACCUCUCGCCCUCAACUCCUCACGUAUAAGUACAACAUUGAUUACAUGCCAGAGGUUGAAGAUGGAAAAGUUCGUACAGAUUUGCUCUUCCAGCAUA
Prionailurus viverrinus (fishing cat) is the source of this 965-nucleotide messenger RNA. RefSeq names its product ankyrin repeat domain-containing protein 26-like. The transcript has 9 exons. The record is from RefSeq and is a predicted model, not a curated record. Bases 357 to 734 code for a protein of 125 amino acids. NCBI's taxonomy places the organism in Eukaryota, Metazoa, Chordata, Mammalia, Carnivora, Felidae.